CGAGGCUUCGCCUCGGCGAACCCCGCGACAUCGUACGUACGUACGUACGUGCGUGCGUGCGUGCGUGCGUGCCUGAGUGCGUGCGUAUGUACGACCGCCACAACGCACAAUGCACAGCCAGCAGCAGUCGCGCUGUCUACGACUAAUCGGUAACGCGACGUUCGCCAAUACCGUGUUGCUCCAUCGCGCCGUCGUUGCUGAUGCCGCUGCUCUGUAGGACGACGACGCCGCUCCUAAGCGAGCCAAUUAGCAUAAUAACGCGAGAGGAUGCCCACGCCGUGUGAUCGAUUCAAAACAAACUGCCCCUGCUGCUUCUUCUCAAAAACGCUGCUGCCUACGCACCAUGAUGACGCCUACGGGACAACUGCUCCUCACCUACCUCGCCUCUGUACGCGCGCCCACUGCUGCCACCUGGAAAAAUGGUGGAUGACGAGCAGUUCGGGAAGCGACACGCCGUUGGGAACGUGCCCCAAGCUCGAGUGACUUCCUUCUGGGAGUGACUGGUUCGUGCGAGCUGAUGCAACGGAGGACGCGAAUUGACACGCAGUGCCGGUUUCGUGAGCGACGCGGUGAACGCAUCGGUGAGUAGAGCGACAAGAUAUCCUCACCGUUCGCUUGCCGUUUACCCUAGUGUCAAUACCGUUAAUAUUCGCCUGCUUCUCGUACACUUGGUUCUACCACCGUCGAAUUUCCCGAGAUCUCGAGAAACAUCGUCGACAUGGAGGAGAGAAUAUUGCAGAUGCUCGAGGACGUCGGGUACACAGGACCAUUGCUUGAUGCUGAGAAACUGUCACAAGCUUUGAAACUUGGCGCAAAGUCGACGGAUUUUACUAGUCUUGUAGCUUGGUUCGCUGAGCAGCUGAGAACAUUUAUCGACAUAGAUGAGACUGUUAAUGCUACAGCAAGUGCUGAAGAUGCCAGUUCCUUUCUCUUAGAGUUAAGUUUCUUCCUCAAGGAAGUAGGAUGCAUAAAUGAGAAACUAAUGACUGGACAUGUGAAUCAAAGAUUAGCAAACGAGUCUGAAAGAGCUGUUCUGAUAGAAUUUUUAGUAACUGAACUUAUGGCUAAUAAACUGUUAGAGAUAAAAUAUCCUAAAGAGGAGAAGCAGCUGGAAGUCACUAUUAAUGAAAGCGAUACAGCAAGAAACUUGAAAAAUAUGUUGGUGAUGCUGAAGUUCCAGAAGCCACCAGAUAAUAUUUCAGCUGACCAACUGUUCUCAAGAUUGGAGGCUAAAUUAUCAGAAUUAUUGAUGACUGUGCCACCUGAGUUUCUAGGUAAACCCCUCAUCGACGUCGAGCUCUCUACAAAACAGUGGGAGAAGCUAGCUGAUUUACAGGAAGAAAUGCGCAAGGAGUACACGAUUCGCCGUGAUAUGUUGCUCAAGCGUCUUGAUGUCACGGUUCAAUCGUUUUUGUGGUCAGACAGGAUAAAGCCGCAGGAGGCUGAAGUGAAUUCCAGGUACGAGGAAAAACGGAAGACCAUGACGAAUGAGCCAAAUGUGAUAAUGGCCGACCUGCUAGCAGCGAGAGACGACUUGGCGGUGAUCGAGAAAAUGAGUAACGCGAGCGUCCGCAAGAACACGCGAAGCAAAAUCAACAGCGUGAUCAUCGGAGCCGUACCGGACAGAGGUGGGAGACCGUACGAGCAAGAGCCACCUCCGCCAGAGAUGCCUCCGUGGCAAAAGGACAGGGUUCCUGGACCGCCAUCGUUCCGGGGAGGAAGAGGAGCAGGAGGCGGCGGUAGAGGAGGAGGUGGAGGUGGUGGCGGUGGCGGCAGAGGAGGAGGUGGAGGCGGUGGUGGCAGAGGAGGAGGCGGAGGCGGAGGCGGGGGUGGCUAUCGCGAUCAUAAAGACGCUACCAACAAUUUCGGACAGAAUAUGGAUUAUCAGCAAUCUCAGUACUCGGGACACGGUCACAGAGAGUGUUAUCCGGAUCACAGAAAUGAUGGAGGAUAUCAGCGGAGUGGCGGCGGCGGCGGUGGCAGAGGAGGCGGAGGCUAUUACGGAGAUUCCGGUAGUCAAAAUUACGGUCAGAAUUAUAAUCAGAAUUAUGAUUAUCAGCAACCACAUUACUCCGGUCAAAGGAGCUCUUAUGGGAACGACAAUCGUGGUGGCGGAAAUUAUUAUAAUGAAAGAAGAGAAGGAGGAGGAGGAGGAGGAGGAGGAGGCGGCAGAGUUCAAGGCGGCUGGAAUGCUAACAAUUCUGGCUCAAACUAUCAGCGUGGCGGCUAUAAUAGAGGCAGAGGCCGAGGACAGUACUGAAAAUGUCACUAUACUUCGUAUGAUAAUACGGAUGCUUAUCGCGCCGAGAACUAUCACGAUAAUAUCAAUAAUAGCUAUUAUAUUUACGCUUACGUAUUUACGCUACACAUAACGCGAGGACUAACUCAGGUCUUAAAUAUCCCAGUUUGAAUGUAUCUCUAAGUAUAAUCUAAGAGAUAAUGAUGUCGAAAUGUUUGUGUCAAAUUGUCAUAGUAUUGCAUUAAGAUAGUCAAUAUGUUAUUUAUAUUCGAUUUCGUACGCAGAGUCUCAUUUGUAAUGGCAACUUUCGAUUUCCUCGUUUAAUCGAACCUUACGUUUGUGUACAUGUAUAUAAUCAUUCUCUUUUUACAUGAACUAAAUUUAAAAGAGAUACGGUAUGUAAAUAUGUACUUGCUCACCCGCUGAGAGCGGAUUAGAUGAUUGAAAUUUAUUUAUAACACGAGGAGUCAAGACUGUAAAUCAAGAAUAUUGUGCAUUAUAUAUGUCGAAGAUUAAGUACUAAAUGAGUAAUAUAAUAUGCUUAUAUAUGCUUAUGAGUUGAUUAUUAUUUAAAAUAAGUAUACCUUUUAUCUGAUUCCAUAAAAUGUUGGUUUAGCUUUUAAUAUGGGCACCCAUAGAUUGAAGUAUGAUUCCAUAUUUUAGAAUUUUCGAGUAUAAAAAUAUAUAGGAAUUUAUAAUUUUAAAAGAUAUUAAUGCAUGGUAACAACUUUAAUUUCCGAUAUCUUGUACUGAGUUGUUUUAAAAUGUUUGUAUAAGAGUUCUUGUAAUAGUAAUAGUGUAAGACUGUGUUCGGAAAUUACUUAAUUUUAAGGCAAUUUUCGAAAGCCUACUUUCUUUCUCUUGUCUGUUUAUCAAAGAUAGUUUCUGGAAUUUGUUCCUAAUUUAUGAAAAAAGUUUUUAUCAAGCUAGUAUUCUACCGUUGUAAUUAUAUAGCUUAGAGUCUUCAUCUCCGAUUUGGCUGAAACUCAACUCAUACUGUAUAUUUUCACGUAUAGAAACUAAAUAUGAAAGUUAAAAUCGUUGUUCUGUCCCGCAAAGCGAGAUAUUAAUCGUUAAAAUUAUGAAACCUGUCAUAGCGAUGAAAUAUAACGACAUCACAUACUAUGUAAAAGUGCGCGCAUUUAAAACGUAUGUGUGCUUAUGGGGAGGUUCUCAUCUAGCGACCCAAAAAUCGUACGAUUUUCUCGAAUUUUUUUUUCAUGGAAGGAUGUAAAUAAAGAAGUCAAUUUUUUUAUA
Odontomachus brunneus is the source of this 3496-nucleotide messenger RNA. Its product is annotated as protein FAM98B. NCBI's taxonomy places the organism in Eukaryota, Metazoa, Arthropoda, Insecta, Hymenoptera, Formicidae. The transcript is spliced from 6 exons. The record is from RefSeq and is a predicted model, not a curated record. Gene Ontology annotation, cellular component: tRNA-splicing ligase complex. The coding region runs from base 719 to 2260 and encodes 513 amino acids.